This is a messenger RNA of Tarenaya hassleriana, 817 nucleotides long. RefSeq lists its product as uncharacterized. The record is from RefSeq and is a predicted model, not a curated record. NCBI's taxonomy places the organism in Eukaryota, Viridiplantae, Streptophyta, Magnoliopsida, Brassicales, Cleomaceae. The coding region runs from base 22 to 702 and encodes 226 amino acids. The transcript is spliced from 2 exons.
ACUCUCUCUCCAAAGAAACCGAUGUCGGAAGAGAUACAAGAACACCCCCCAACAGCUCCGCCGCCGCCGCCGCGGAAGGGUGGUCUCAUCAGCCUCCGGAGGCAGCUGUUUUUGGCCGGCGUCAUGGUUUUUUUGGCGGUGAAGGGCCUCGCCGGCGUCGAAGAAAUCGCGUUUGUGGUGUUUAGUUAUGUUUACUUAUACAUCUUCCUCUCGAGAUUCGCAUUUCCUCCCAGGAAAAAUGAGCAGAGGCGAAGAUUCUCAAACCCUAACGCCAAGCUUUUCCGAGCUUACUUCCUCGCCACGGCUGUUUUUGGCUUGAUAUUUCCGAUCUGUUACAUCGGAGAUGGAAUAUUCCGGGGGGAUCUGGAAGGGGCAAGAGCAGCAUCUAAGCAUCUCUUCCUCCUCUGCGGCCAAUCCUUCAUGGAACCGAUAGGUUUUUCCGACAAGUUCUCUAUGCCCAUUGGAAUUCUUGGACCUGUCUUCUCCAACGCUCGCCGUGUCUUCGCCCUCUUGGAUUGGAUUAGGGCCGAGUUCUCGCCGUCGGCCACUGAACGGCCCGGUGGUCCGAUGAGGGUCUACGGUGGAAGAGCCCUUGCUUCGGCCAACAUCUUAAUAUGGUCCUUCAAUCUGUUUGGUCUCUUGUUGCCUGUUUUUCUCCCGAGAGCCUGUGAGAUUUACUUCUCUGCUGAUAAAAUUGAUUGAUGGUACCAUCCUCAGAUGUACACACACACACACAUAUAUGUAUACACAUAUACAUGUAACAUGUAUGUGCUUGUUCUUAUGGGUUGUGUUUAAUGCCAUACUAUAAGCAUUCGUA